Messenger RNA from Homalodisca vitripennis (glassy-winged sharpshooter), 4023 nucleotides. RefSeq names its product small G protein signaling modulator 2-like. The record is from RefSeq and is a predicted model, not a curated record. The transcript is spliced from 26 exons. Lineage: Eukaryota; Metazoa; Arthropoda; Insecta; Hemiptera; Cicadellidae. Gene Ontology annotation, biological process: activation of GTPase activity. Gene Ontology annotation, molecular function: GTPase activator activity. Bases 170 to 3724 code for a protein of 1184 amino acids.
AAUUGUUUCCGAAGCAGGGCGGUGUAGCAGAAGAAAAUUUAUACAGUGUAUUUUAUUUAUAUUUGUAAUUUGUAACAUUAUAGCCUAGUUAUAUGAGAUUUAGUAGUUUCAGAUGUACUUAUAAAUAGGAUUAAACAUUAGGUGUACGUUUCACCAGUCGAAAACUUCAAUGCUACAUUUGUCAAUGGAUAUGUCUUCAUCUGAUAAAAAGCUGAAGGAAAAGCUAAUAGAACAUGUCACAAAAGAGGUCAAACAAAUUAUGGAGGAAGCUGUUACACGAAAGUUCGUUCACGAGGACAGCAGCAAAGUCACAUCCUUAUGUGGAGCAGUAGAAGCAUGUCUGUCACAAGGGCUGAGAAGGAGGGCUUUGGGCCUCUUCAAGACCAGUUCCACGACUGCUCUCCUUCAUAAAGUGGGGAAAAACUUUGAGCCUGCUGAUCUUAUCUCUAAAAAAGUCAGAGAAAUCGAAAACGCUGAUCCCAAUAGGCGUUCUUCAUCUAGUGGAGACAGUAUGAACCGUAUCCCAACUGCCAGCAUUCUCACCAACAGUUCAAGCUUUACGAAACCUCCUCUACAGAAGAAGAAUUCAUCUGGGAGUGGUCUCACUGCUACCUGUCAGACCCCUAAAUAUCUCUGGAUUCGUUUGGCUCUUUUUGAAAAAGUACUUGCACGCAUAAUAGACCAUUUAGUUCAAAAUAGCAGUAAAUACUAUGAAAAAGACUCUCUAGUGGCAGAUCCAGAAUACGGGUCAAUCCUCAGCUCUCUACUGGUGGGUCCAUGCGCUCUGGACUACUCCAAAACCAAGACACAGGAUCACUUCUGGACUGACCCUCCAGCAGAUGAACUUGUCCAGCGACACAGAAUCUCCAGUGGAGUGUCCACUCAUCUGUCCUGUCCUCGUCCUGUACUUAAUUAUCGCAGGAGUCUCCAUGCUGUCAGUUCAGAGGAGGGGAGACAGACUCCGACUUGUGCCAAAGAUUACGUCGAAUCGUUACAUCAAAACAGCAAAGCAACACUGCUCUAUGGCAAGAACAACGUUCUUGUCAUACCAAAAGAUUUGACAGAGCCGAUGCCCGGUUACCUGUCACUCCAUCAGACGGCUCACUCCCUCACGAUCAAGUGGACUCCCAACCAGUUGAUGAACGGGUAUCCUGAUGCAGAAAAGCAAGAUAACAAAAAUGGAGACAGAAGAUUCAGCUUGCCUGCGAAUAAUGUUUACACACAACCUCGCAUACAUAAAGCACUCCAGUUUCGACGGUCUAGCACAAAAACUCAAAUGGUCAUGUAUUGGGAUUGUGCAAUGAAUGUACGAGUCAAUGAGAUUGUCUAUGUUCACUGUCACCAACAAGGUGACAGUGGGGGGACAAUCGUACUGGUGGGGCAAGAUGGGGUACAGAGGCCCCCUAUCCACUUUCCUGGUGGCGGACACCUACUUGCCUUCCUGUCCUGUCUGGAGAAUGGUUUGUUGCCUCACGGACAACUGGACCCUCCUCUAUGGUCACAACGUGGCAAAGGAAAGGUUUUUCCGAAGUUGAGAAGAAAAGGGCGAGGUUUACCAAACAGCUGUGAGAAUAGCAGUGAUGAGUCCACAGACUAUGUGUUCCAAAUUAUCAACAAAACCAGACAUGAGGAUUAUUUUGAUGGUGUGUUGGCAGUGAUGGGAUCCAACCAGGAGUUGCUGGACCCACGCAACUGGCUGCCUCACACACCGCGCACAGCUCCUGCUAGUCCUGCGCCGCACACACGCGCCCACCUGCUCUCCUCCUCGACCAGCUCUACCUCCAGCUCCAAGUCCUUCUGUAAUGGAGAGAUGGAUAUGGUGCCUGUAGUACUGCCCCCAGCACCCCACUCCGCCCCGCCUAUAGAUUCCUCGCACAGGAUAUCCACUGGGGAUUCCAUCCAACUUUUGUGCAACACAAUGAAGAAACAAAUCAUAUCUCGAGCAUUCUAUGGGUGGCUUGCGUACUGCCGACACUUGUCAACUGUCCGUAAACAUCUGUCUGGCUUGUUCAAUCCGAACAUUGUUGACGGAGAGGGAGCAGAGGGAGGACUCACCAGGGAGGUGUGGGAGCAGCUUGUCAACAGUGGAGAGGAAAAAGACAAAAUCCAGAUCUUCCGACUGACCUAUUAUGGGGGCGUUAAUCAUGAAAUAAGAAAAGAGGUUUGGCCUUACCUGCUGGGACACUAUCAGUUCGGGAGCACUGCGGAGGAGAGGGAGGAACUGGACAAGAGCUGCAGACAGAACUAUGAGACCACCAUGUCAGAGUGGCUGGCUGUGGAGGCAAUCGUGAGGCAGCGGGACAAGGAAAUGAUGGCAGCUAACUUGGCCAAGCUGUCGUCGGAGAGCACCAGCGGCGGAGAUGUUCCUCCACAGACACCGACCACUGGGGGACUGGACCUUAGCAAUGAUGUGUUUGUCAGCUUAAACUCAGACGAUGAAGAUGACGAAGAUGAUGAUGAAGAUGAGGAUGAUGACCAUAAUGAGGGGCUAAUCGUUGAUGACAGUAACAUUGAAGAUGCAGCUGAGAAUAAUGAUGAUAACCAGUCAAAAACUCUAAAAUAUCCAGUUGUCAAAGAUGUGCCAAAAUGUCCUCCAAACUCGUUAGAAAAGUAUUCCUCAUCAGAUAUCGAAAACAGUUCAUCUGAUCCAGUAGUAUUAAGCAGUACAUUAGGGGCCGUCGAGGAGGCAUCACAAGAUCCAUCAGGAUUACCCCAUCAUCAGAGAUCAGAGUCUCCUGAUGAAGGAAUGGGAGAUGAAGUGGAUGAGGAUCCUCACGAGAAUAACCAUGACAGAUGCCCUCCCAUGCCAGGAGGUAACAGUCAGGCUGUGGCAAUGGCAGUGAUUGUUACAACAAACCAGUCCUUGGACAGCGGAAGCCAGUCCGAGUCCAAUGUUGGCUGCCAAGGUCGCAGCGAGGCAGAUGGAACGGAAGGGGUGGCCUCAGGUGAGGUGGAUCAAGCGAAAUUGGAGGUGCUGGAAGAGUCGUUCUACCAGGGCUCUCGUUCCAACUGCGUUUCUCCAGCUAGUUCUCAGGGAGGCGUUUACUCUAAAGACUUGCUGGAGACGUUUGGUCUGAACCUGCACAGAAUAGACAAGGAUGUGCAACGCUGCGACCGUAACUACUGGUACUUCACAGUGGACAACUUGGAGAAGUUACGCAACGUCAUGUGCACGUAUGUGUGGGAGCACCUAAAGUUGGGGUACAUGCAGGGCAUGUGUGACCUGGUGGCACCUCUGCUCGUGAUAUUUGACGACGAGAGUAUCACGUACUCGUGCUUCUGUCUGCUCAUGGAGCGAAUGGGAGCCAACUUCCCGCACAAGGGCGGAGCUAUGGACACACACUUCGCAAACAUGAGGUCACUGAUACAAAUUAUGGACUCAGAGAUGUUCGAAUUGAUGCAUCAAAACGGAGACUAUACUCACUUCUACUUCUGCUAUCGUUGGUUCUUGUUAGACUUCAAAAGAGAAUUACUAUACGAGGAUGUGUUCAGUGUGUGGGAAACUAUCUGGGCUGCCAAGCACAUCUCCUCUGCCCAUUUCAUGCUGUUCAUCGCGCUUGCGCUGGUGGAAUCCUACCGUGAUAUCAUUCUCAGUAACAGCAUGGACUUCACUGACAUCAUCAAGUUUUUUAAUGAAAUGGCAGAAAGACACAAUGCCAAAUCUAUCCUGUCUCUGGCAAGAUAUUUAGUCCUUCAACUACAAAUGUUGAUCGAGAAUAAGUAAAUUAUCUUAACCCAUACAAGGUCAUUGUUUCUAGUCGAAUAUGUAUUUAUCAAAUAUUAUUUUUUAUCUAUCCUGUUGUUUAAGUGUGAAAUAAUGUUAACCAUCUCAACUGUCGUUAUCUUCAUAUAUAACAUAUAUUUUUUGUGGAAUUAUAUAAAUAUAUAUAUAUAUUUGUAUACAAAGUGAGAAAUGAAAAAAUAAUAAUGUGCGGCUGUGACUUACGUUUGUGGUUAAACCAUCUUCCUUAAUUUUACCCUUAGUAGCUCAUGUUCAUAUAUAAAUAAUGUUAUUGACUUUUA